Molecule: messenger RNA, 1177 nt
Organism: Daphnia magna
Lineage: Eukaryota; Metazoa; Arthropoda; Branchiopoda; Diplostraca; Daphniidae
Product: insulin-like growth factor II
Exons: 3
Coding region: 351-1007 (218 amino acids)
Cellular component (GO): extracellular region
Molecular function (GO): hormone activity
Source: RefSeq, a predicted model, not a curated record
UAAACUAUUUGAGUCAUGUUUUUCUUCUGUUGUAAUCACCCCUGUGAGUGAUUAAUUUGCUGUCAUUUUGAGAGAAAAUUUAAUUGAAAAAAGUUCUUUUGUCAAGAGAGGGUGUAAGGCAAUCUGGGUUCGCAUUACACACCUGUACCAAGGGUAGAAUGGUACACCAGUUUCAGUCUAUUCUGGCCAUUGUUUGCCGCUUUUCAAUCAAAUAGAAGGCAGUGUACGAUAGUUGUAGAUCGAUCGAAGUACUAGAGCCUGUGCAAGUGCUGUGAUGGGUAUAAAUAUAAGAGGUCGUGUCAACUCUUCUACUAGUUCUAUGGCAGCUUGCGUGUCAAUGAAAUCAAAACAUGGUUUUUCGGCAAAUUUUAAUUUUGUGGGUGAUUGUUAGUCAUUAUGGGUCAAGUAUGUCGUAUCCCAAUAAUUCUAUUUCCAAGCAUUACUGCGGGAGCAGUUUGUCGGGCGCGCUUUUUUCUGUUUGUAGGAAACAUGGUUUUGUUACGCAUUUUACACCCCGAGUCGAAUUCAAUCGAACUACGCGAGGAAUAAUUGAAGAAUGCUGUAUCAAUCCCUGCACAAAAGACCAAUUGAGCCAAUAUUGCCAGAAAAAAAUUACCAGGAUUUCUGUACUCAUAAAAAGGUACAACAAUGUUAACCUAAAAAGACCGCUUUUUUACUCAGAGCGUUCUUGGCGCAGAAAGCGGUCUCAGAAUUUCGUAGACACAAAUAAACUUUCCAAAAGUAAGAGAAGCCCACCUUCAGCGUGCACAUGUGGAAACAGAAUCCAUUCCGCGCGAUCAUCCAAGGUUUUGGAGAAUAAAAGGAAAAGUCGUAAGCGUUCUACUAAAGCUCGUCAGAAAAAAGACCAGCCUCUGCGGCCUUCCAUCGCCAAAGCAAAUAUAGCCACGUCUACCACGGAAAGCCAAUCUGUUGCCGAAGCUCAGUAUAUCGAUGAUUGGACCUGGAAUGGAGACGAAGAGGGGUUGUUUUCAGUCAAAUCGCACUAGUCAAGAUGCCCUCAGAGAGCAACUGAUUUUGUGUUUCAAUCUAGUUACCAUGACAAUUAAUGUAGCGAGUUAGGUAGGAUUAAAGGUGCACAUGCAUUUCUGGAGCUUGAAUAACUUCUAAAAUAGUCGCGCAUGCCUUGACUGUCUGAAAUAAACGAGAAAACAUCCAA